This is a messenger RNA of Hippopotamus amphibius kiboko, 1808 nucleotides long. RefSeq names its product hydroxyacyl-CoA dehydrogenase (gene HADH). The record is from RefSeq and is a predicted model, not a curated record. Gene Ontology annotation, biological process: fatty acid beta-oxidation. Gene Ontology annotation, cellular component: mitochondrion. The transcript is spliced from 8 exons. Gene Ontology annotation, molecular function: (3S)-3-hydroxyacyl-CoA dehydrogenase (NAD+) activity; NAD+ binding. Bases 98 to 1042 code for a protein of 314 amino acids. NCBI's taxonomy places the organism in Eukaryota, Metazoa, Chordata, Mammalia, Artiodactyla, Hippopotamidae.
CGCCCCUUUAGAGGUCGGCUGGCUGCUCCGCCUUGGUGGCGUGCGGCCGUCUCCUGCUUUAGGUCUUGGUGUCGUCGCCGCGUUCCCCGUCUGCACCAUGGCUUUCGUAACGAGGCAGUUCGUGCGCUCCAUGUCCUCCUCGUCCGCCGCCGCGGCCUCAGCGAAGAAAAUCCUCAUCAAGCACGUGACGGUCAUCGGCGGCGGGCUGAUGGGCGCCGGCAUCGCCCAGGUUGCUGCAGCAACUGGCCACACAGUAGUGUUGGUGGACCAAACAGAGGAGAUUCUGGCAAAAUCUAGAAAGGGAAUUGAGGAAAGCCUUCAGAAAGUAGCCAAGAAGAAGUUUGCAGAAAAUCCCAAGGCUGGCAGUGAGUUCGUGGAGAAGACGUUGAGCAGCAUAUCAACCAGCACGGACGCAGCAGCCGUGGUCCACAGCGCAGACCUGGUGAUGGAGGCCAUCGUAGAGAAUCUGCAGGUGAAGAACGAGCUCUUCAAGAGGCUGGACAAGUUUGCUGCUGAACACACAAUCUUUGCCAGCAACACUUCCUCUCUGCAGAUCACAAGCAUAGCCAACGCCACCACCAGACAGGACCGAUUCGGCGGGCUCCAUUUCUUCAACCCAGUGCCCAUGAUGAGACUUGUGGAGGUCAUUAAAACACCAAUGACCAGCCAGAAGACCUUUGAAUCUCUAAUAGACUUCAGCAAAACCCUGGGAAAGCACCCUGUUGCUUGCAAGGACACUCCCGGGUUUAUUGUGAACCGUCUCCUGGUGCCAUACCUCAUGGAAGCAGUCAGGCUGUAUGAACGAGGUGAUGCGACCAAGGAAGACAUCGAUAUUGCUAUGAAGCUGGGCACCGGGUACCCCAUGGGCCCAUUCGAGCUUCUUGAUUACGUUGGGCUGGAUACUACAAAGUUCAUCCUGGACGGGUGGCAUGAAAUGGAUACAAAGAACCCUUUGUUUCAGCCCAGCCCAUCCAUGAACAAGCUGGUAGCGGAGAAUAAGUUGGGCAAGAAGACUGGAGAAGGAUAUUACAAAUACAAGUGACGUGCAGCCUCUGGCUCUGGGAGGAGGCUCCGGAAGCACAUACCAGCAGCUCCCCAAGUGCCCCAGGAAUGCUCUUUGGUCAGACGUUCCGUCACACAGCACGGUCUGUUAGAUGUGCAUUUUGAUUGUAAUCUGUCUGAACUAAUUAUUUACACUAGUUACAGUAAUAGCCGAUUCCUCCAUUGAGAACUACCCCUUUUCAGCCUGGUCAUUUCUGUGUAUUUUCUAAAAAGCUUUACACCCUACGUGCCUUGGAGCAAAUAUUUCUUUUGAACCUUGUCAUUUUUGUAAAGAGUUGCCUGAUCCUGAAUUCAUUCACUUGUAACGAGAGCACGCAGUGUCCAUCGUUGCCACGCGGGAGAGUCGCGAGCCGUUGACUCGGCGGCUGUGUCGAAGGAGGGCUGUGCGAGCAGCGCCUGCAUCUCGCCUUUACCAGAACACCUGCCCACAGCCUGACGCCUUACCCUGCUGUGGGCGGGACGUCAGCUGUCAUGUCUUGAUUCAACUCAUCAUCGAGAUUGCUGCUGCUGGGUUGGUGGGAAGACCUCCAUGUGGUUUGUUUUUUCAGGAAGAGGUUUCGUUCACGUCUGAAAUCCAAAUGAUUAUUGUCUUUUUUUUUUUUCAUGAGAAAUAAUUGCUGCAGUUUGACUCUAAUGAAAUGCAGUCUUUUAAUCUGUGAAAAUUUGGAUUGAAAUAAACAUGUAUAAUUCAAAAUCAUAAUAUGAGUAAGUGGUUAUAGAAGUAAAGGUUGGUAAUAUAAGUGGAA